Molecule: messenger RNA, 1680 nt
Organism: Gymnodraco acuticeps
Lineage: Eukaryota; Metazoa; Chordata; Actinopteri; Perciformes; Bathydraconidae
Gene: nmrk1
Product: nicotinamide riboside kinase 1
Exons: 8
Coding region: 134-742 (202 amino acids)
Cellular component (GO): cytoplasm
Source: RefSeq, a predicted model, not a curated record
AAAAGCCUGAGGGUACAGAGUUGAUGUAGCCACUGGCCACAAGUUAAGUUUGCACAUGAACUGUACAUUAAUUCGCUUUUUCUAGUAUCUUUUAUAUUAAAAACUUUGCAGCGAGCACCCCCAGCAGGCUGAAAUGAAGACACUCGUUUUGGGAGUUGGUGGGGUGACUAAUGGAGGUAAAUCUACUCUUUCUAAGAGUCUACACAAGCAGGUACCCAACAGCUGUCUCAUUGCACAGGAUGCAUAUUUUAAGGAUGAUUCUGUGGUACCAGUGGACAUCAAUGGGUUUAAGCAAUAUGACAUGCUUGAUGCUCUUCACAUGGACACCAUGAUGAGAGAGGUGGAGUCUUGGCAAAAAGACCCUGUGGCGUUCCUGCGGCAGCGAGGCCGUGAACACACCACAGCAUCAGCGGAGGAAGAGGAGGUUUAUGUGCUGAUCGUGGAGGGCUUCCUCAUUUUUAACCACAGGCCUCUGAGUGAGCUAAUUUACAAAAAAUACUUCAUGGAAGUACCUUACGAUGUCUGCAAAAGGAGACGAAGUUCGAGGGUGUACACACCUCCUGAUCCUCCAGGAUACUUUGAUGGAUACGUGUGGCCAUUGUACCUGAAGAACCGUCUGCAGAUGGAGAGCAUGGUGUCUGGAAUAUUAUUUCUGGAUGGACUGAAGCCAAAGGAAGAGCUGCUGGCUGUGGUGUGUAAAGAUGUCUGUCAGGAACUAGAAAGGCUCAGGGAGGACGACUGAAAUGUUUGGAGUUUUAUUUGUUUACCUUUUGAAGAUGGAAACUGCUGCUCCUAUGAAUGUCAGGAAAGUUCAAAUGUUUUGGCUUGUGUGACUUUAAGGACCAAAUCAAGUAUUAAUGGUUAUGUUAAACCUACAAUAGUUAAUGUAGCUAAAAUGUGAACUAGAACAUUAAAGGUGGGGUAGGUAAGUUUGAGAAACCGGCUUGAGAUACACUUGUUGUUAUAUUCCAUGGAAUGCUCUUAACAUCCCGAUAGCAAUGAAUAUCUGAAGUGCUUUGACAAAAAAUCCAUAAAAAAAUGUCAUCUCUGGAAGCCGUAGCGCUGUAAAAAGCACGACCAAUCAUCUGAGCCGGCCCGGCUAAAAUAACUGGAUGGCCUACCUGCCUGUCAGCCUUUCAUCUGUGUACAAGUUUAUCUCGUGCCCUCAUUGGUCAUGUGCGCGUUCGUGUGUUGGAGGAGGGGCUCUGUAAGGAAGUGGCAGAUUUGUUCCGGCUGUGUAUUUUCAAAUUCUAGAGCACUCAAGCUGGUUUCUCCAAAAUUACCUACCCAACCUUUAACCACACAUAUAACCUCAACUUUGUAUGUGACUCCAGAUAACCAAAUAGUGUGCAUCAUUGCUAAAAAUAGUAUUAAAGAUUUUUCACUCAUAUUUUAAACAAUGAUAAUUGAAUACUGUGGUUUAGUGAGCUUCAAUAUUUGUUUUAUAUCAUUUGUCAAAGGUUACAACUGUGAAUUUGUAACAUUAGUUUGAGGUUGUCUCCAUCUGUUGGUUCAGUCUGAUAAACUUGAGACAGACUGGCGACCAACUUGUAUUAUUCUCUUUUAAACUGUUCUAAGCAAGUACAAGGAAAGAAGCAGCACAAAAAAAAAUCACAUCCUAACAAGCAUGUUGCAUCUGUCAUUCUUCUUUUAUAAUCAUUAAACCAAUUACAUUGUGAA